Cooperia oncophora is the source of this 603-nucleotide messenger RNA. Lineage: Eukaryota; Metazoa; Nematoda; Chromadorea; Rhabditida; Trichostrongylidae. The record is from the annotation of a GenBank genome assembly.
AUGUCUCAAUGGUCCGCGAAGGAAAUUUUCGGUGACAAUUCAGAUGGACUUGUGUCGAUCAACGAACGGGAUAUUUAUGAUGCAGUCAAACGUCUCUCUGAAAGUUCAAAAGAGCGAAUAGAGGAAAAUGAUCUGCAGCGGAUCCAGAGAGCAAUUUUUGAAGAACUCAGCAAGCUAAAAGUCGCACUGAUAGUGGUCGAUUUUCAGAAUGACUUCAUCAGUGGAUCACUCAGAGUUCAGGGAAGCGCCAACGAGAAUCCCUUAGAAGCGAUUGCUCCGCUGAACGACUUGAUUUCCGAAAACGACUCAGACUUGAUAGUUUUUAGCUUGGAUUGGCAUCCACCUAAUCAUAUCUCAUUCGUUGAGUCUGCUCGAGAUUCUGAUCGGAAAAUUGCACAGGAUAAGUCCUAUGGUGAUCUCAAGGCAUUCAACCGAGUUGAAUUUGAAGUACUCUACCCGAGACAUUGUGUUAAAAACACGUGGGGAGCUGAAAUUCAUGCUAAUGUUACGAUUCCAAAUGAUGCAGCCUUUAUCCGAAAAGGAACCCAAGUCUUUGUUGAUUCUUAUUCGGCAUUCAGCGACAACAACGGCGAUAAACUGUGA